Molecule: messenger RNA, 778 nt
Organism: Panicum hallii
Lineage: Eukaryota; Viridiplantae; Streptophyta; Magnoliopsida; Poales; Poaceae
Exons: 3
Coding region: 132-533 (133 amino acids)
Molecular function (GO): metal ion binding
Source: RefSeq, a predicted model, not a curated record
UGGGUGGCCUCGGCAAGUAACUGCUGAUAUAAAAGGAGAAGCCUUGGUGCCAACAUUCUACAAGAAAAGGGGAACUCACUCAGAAGGGGGGAGAGAGAGGGGGUGGCGCUCCCGAAGGGAGCCAGGCCGCCAUGGACAUGGAGCUGGAGCAUGGAGGGGACGAAGAUGACAGAGGGAGCGAGUCGUCCAAGGGGAGCUUGAGUGCUUCGUCGGAUGCAACCGUCAGCAGCACGGCGAGCAAGCUGCAAGCUCUGAGGCUUGCAGAGGACCUCUCCCUGCCGUCGGUGCAGGUGGUGGUGAUGAGCGCCAACAUGGGGUGCUCGCACUGCCGACAGCGGGUCGCCAACGUCGUCUCCAAGAUGAACGCAGGGCUGCUGGAUUACAUGGUGGAUUUCGGGAAGAAGGAGGUGACGGUGAGGGGGAAGGUGGUGCCGGCCAAGAAGAGGAAGAAGCACAAGAACCCGUUCGCGGCGUCGCCAUCGCCCGGCCACGCCAGGACGCUGUCCUGGCUUUUGGGAUGCUACGGCUCAUAGUAGCUACACUAGUCUAUAUAUACUACCACAUAUAUAGGAGUAUGUGUUAUAUGUAGUAUCUAGCUUCUUAAGUGUAAUCUUUUGUCUUGUAAUUCUUUCUUUUCUUUCCUUUUGCUAUUAUUUUUCACUAUAUUCAUCAGAAUAAUAACGUGAUGAGGCGGCCAUUGUAAAUGCCACGCACGUGCGCGUGCUCCCUCGAUCCCACGUCUCUGCAGAUUUAUUCAGGCCUUAAUCCUUCCUGCCUC